AUGUUAAAAGCUUCAUCCUUUUUAAAAUACAAGAAGCUUAAUUUUUAUAUUACAAAGUAUUUUUCUAUUAAUUUACAAAAUCAUAUUAAAAAAAUCUCAAACAAUUAUUCUACUGCAAUGAAUGAUAAAAGGGAGCAUGUAAAUGAAAACAAAAUAGAAAAAGAUAAAAAAAAAGAAGAUGAAACAGAAAUAGAUCCAAGAUUGUACUAUGAAAAUAGGUCGAAAUUUAUAAUUGAUCAAAAGAAUAAUGGAGCAAACCCUUAUCCUCAUAAAUUUGAAAGAACUAUUACUAUACCCGAUUUUAUAGAAAAAUAUAAAAACUUAUCAGAUGGAGAACAUUUAGAGGAUACCAUUUUAAGCAUAACAGGAAGAAUAAUGAGAGUAUCUUCUUCAGGGCAGAAAUUGAGAUUUUUUGAUUUAGUUGGUGAUGGAGAAAAAAUACAAGUUUUAGCAAACUACACAUUUCAUGAUCAUACGAAAUCUAAUUUUGCCGAAUCUUACGAUAAAAUAAGAAGAGGAGAUAUUGUUGGUAUAGUUGGAUUCCCUGGAAAAAGUAAGAAAGGAGAGUUGAGUAUUUUUCCAAAAGAAACUUUAAUAUUAUCUGCUUGUUUACAUAUGUUACCUAUGAAGUCUGGAUUAAAAGAUACAGAAAUAAGAUAUAGACAGAGAUAUUUAGAUUUAAUUAUUAAUGAAUCUUCUAGGAGCACAUUCGUUACAAGAUCAAAUAUUAUAAAUUUCUUGAGAAAUUUUUUAAAUGAUAGAGGAUUUUUAGAGGUAGAAACUCCUAUGAUGAAUUUAGUUGCUGGAGGUGCUAAUGCAAGGCCUUUUAUCACACAUCAUAAUGAUUUGAAUUUAGAUUUAUUUUUAAGAAUAGCUCCUGAAUUGUAUUUAAAAAUGUUAAUUAUUGGCGGUUUGGAUAAAGUUUAUGAAAUUGGAAAAAUGUUUAGAAAUGAAGGUAUUGAUAAUUCACAUAACCCUGAAUAUACUUCUUGUGAGUUCUAUUGGGCUUAUGCAGAUUUUCAUGACUUAAUUAAGUGGUCUGAGGAUUUUUUUUCUAGUCUUGUAUAUCAUUUGUUUGGUUCUUAUAAGAUAUUAUACAAUAAAGAUGGAUAUGACAAGCCUCCUGUUGAAAUUGAUUUUUCUCCACCAUAUCCUAAAUUGUCUUUGGUAGAAGAAAUUGAAAAAAUGGCUAACGUUAAAUUAGAACAACCUUUUGAUUCUGAUGAAACUGUAGAGAAAAUGAUUAACCUUUUAAAAACUAAUAAAGUUGAAUUACCUAAUCCUCCAACAGCUGCUAAACUAUUGGACCAAUUAGCUUCUCACUUUUUAGAAAAUAGAUACGUUAAUAAACCUUUCUUCAUUAUUGAACAUCCACAAAUCAUGAGUCCUUUAGCAAAGUAUCAUCGAUCUAAGCCAGGCUUAACAGAAAGAUUGGAAAUGUUUAUAUGUGGUAAAGAAGUUUUGAAUGCAUAUACGGAAUUAAAUGAUCCAUUUAAACAAAGAGAAUGUUUUACAAGUCAACAAAAGGAUAGAGAAAAAGGAGAUACAGAAGCUUUUCAAUUUGAUGCAGCUUUUUGUACAGCUUUAGAAUAUGGAUUACCACCAACUGCAGGUUUGGGGAUUGGAAUAGAUAGAGUUACUAUGUUUUUAACUAAUAAAAAUUGUAUUAAAGAUGUUAUCUUAUUUCCCACUAUGAGACCUGCUAAUUAG
This is a messenger RNA of Plasmodium relictum, 1710 nucleotides long. It is a transcript of the gene KRS1, whose product is annotated as lysine--tRNA ligase, putative. Lineage: Eukaryota; Apicomplexa; Aconoidasida; Haemosporida; Plasmodiidae. Bases 1 to 1710 code for a protein of 569 amino acids. Gene Ontology annotation, biological process: lysyl-tRNA aminoacylation. The record is from RefSeq and is a predicted model, not a curated record. Gene Ontology annotation, molecular function: tRNA binding; lysine-tRNA ligase activity; ATP binding. The transcript is spliced from 2 exons. Gene Ontology annotation, cellular component: cytoplasm; cytosol.